AUGGCCAACAUGCUAAUCAACUCGCUGCACCUCAAAAAUAUCCUCUCGUUCAAGGAUACGAAGCUGGACCUCCAGCCGCUGAACGUACUCAUCGGCCCCAACGGCUCCGGAAAAUCCAACUUAGUUGAUUUGAUCGGGUUGUUAAAAGCGGUGCCCAACGACAUCGCAGAGUUUCUGCGGAGCAACGGGCCGACCGGUGACUGGAUUUGGAAGGGAUCGGGCUGGGAGGAAACGCCUUUUCAGCUCGCUGAGGUGGAAGCACGGUUUGAUAAUCAGGGCCAUCCCUUCGGCUAUGAAUUGGAACUAGUGAUACGGAAUGACCGUGUCCAUUCCCUGAAUGAACGGCUGGACUUGAUGGCAGGGGACCGCAAACAUGCCUAUGCCAAUCCCUUUUUCCAAACAUCUAAUGAGAGUGCGCGCCUUUGGCCAGCACGACCCGAUGGCACUCUCGCCGACCAUAGCGACGAGCCAGUGCAGGUCGAUAUAUCUCGCGGCAAGUCGGUGUUGAGUGAGAUACGCGAUCCCGCCGAUUAUCCUGCGCUAACCGAAACCGCCCGCGUACUCUCCGCGAUCAAGGUUUAUCGCAACUGGUACGUCGGCCGCGACAGCCCGGUUCGUCGUCCCCAGCGCACGGACGGCGACCCCAACUUUCUGGAAGAGGAUUUCGGCAACUUGGCGCUGGUGAUCAACGACCUGCUGGGUCGCAGGCUGGAACCGUCUUUGGACUCCCAUCUCAAGCGGUUCUACGAGUCCUACGAGAGCCUGCACGCGCGCAUCUUCGGUAAUACCGUCGAGUUGAUCGUCAACGAAACCGGCAUGUCCGGCGCUCUACCGGCCUCCCGCCUGUCAGACGGAACCAUCCGCUUCAUCGCCCUGCUGGCCAUCCUGUGCCACCCGAAACCGCCCCCGCUGAUCUGCAUCGAGGAACCGGAAAUCGCCAUGCACCCCGACUCUCUCGAUCUGGUCGUUGAGUUACUCCUGGAAGCAUCCCAACGCACACAGUUGAUUGUUACCACUCAUUCCCCUUGGUUGAUUGACCGCCUGUCGGCUGAACCCGAUUCAGUGGUGGUAUGCGAGCGCGACCGCCACCCUGCAGACGGGACUCAGUUCAAGCGCUUCACCCGCGCAGAACUGGAAGACUGGCUGGAAGAUCAACCAUUGGGCGAAGUCUGGAUGGCUGGCGCCAUGGGCGGAGUACACUGA
Geodia barretti is the source of this 1203-nucleotide messenger RNA. Lineage: Eukaryota; Metazoa; Porifera; Demospongiae; Tetractinellida; Geodiidae. The record is from the annotation of a GenBank genome assembly.